Messenger RNA from Malassezia pachydermatis, 1845 nucleotides. Its product is annotated as transcription coactivator. The transcript has 2 exons. Gene Ontology annotation, molecular function: zinc ion binding; chromatin binding; transcription coactivator activity. Gene Ontology annotation, biological process: chromatin remodeling; regulation of transcription by RNA polymerase II. Lineage: Eukaryota; Fungi; Basidiomycota; Malasseziomycetes; Malasseziales; Malasseziaceae. Bases 1 to 1845 code for a protein of 614 amino acids. The record is from RefSeq and is a predicted model, not a curated record. Gene Ontology annotation, cellular component: nucleus; SAGA-type complex.
AUGACGGUAAGUCACCGGAAACCGCGCCCCUCGCAGCCAAAUAAGGAACGAUCAACGGCUGAGCCGGGUGUGCGGUAUCACUGUGACGUAUGCGGUGCUGAUAUCACCUUAACUGUGCGCAUUCGGUGUGCAGGUGGAUGUGAAGACUUUGAUUUGUGUGGUACCUGCUUUUGUAUGGGAUCCGAAGUGGGGAACCACAAAGCAUGGCAUGACUAUCGCGUGAUUGAGCAGCAUGCUACGCCGGUCUUCUGCCCUGAUUGGGGUGUCGAUGAAGAGCUGCUUCUCAUCGAUGGAUGUCAACUAUACGGUCUAGGGAAUUGGAUGGACAUUGCUGAUCAUAUUGGCAAUCGAACGAAAGAAGAGGUGGAGCGACACUUCCUGGAUGUGUAUAUUGAGGGAAAAAAUGGUCUUCCUUCCGGGGAAGAACGUGCGAAAGCGGCCGUGGAAGAAUGGCGUGCGACACACCCAGUUGACCCAUCAUACCAUGGUGAAGAACAGCUUCCGAUUGUGGGACCAGACCCCAACUUCCAUACGGAUAUGAGUGCAGAAGAGUUUCAACGAGCGCGUCGUGAGCGUGUGGAGAAACUUCGGGAGGCACAGGCAGCGUUUGUGCCGCCCAAACCAGGCAAGCCUUUGGUCUCAGCGCCCACGACGCACAGUGAACUGGCCGGAUUUAUGCCAGGUCGUUUGGAGUUUGAGCAUGAGUACGAACAGGAGGCAGAGCAUGCUGUCAAGGACAUGGAGUUCGGCCUUGUGUAUUCCUUUGGCGGCGACGAUAUGCCUACAGAGACAGAAGCGCUAGGUGGAGAAGGUGCGACGCAAGGCAAGCCACGUAUGGAAGCGAGUGGUCGUGGUGGUCCUGUCAAUGUGGCUACGCCGCCGCCGGAGGAGGCAGAUGAAGAGACGUUCACCGAUGCCUCAGAAGGCCAAGCGGAGCCUAUGGCAGUGGACGAAGGGCCGAAGGCCGAUCCUGAUACGGGAGGUAAGUCGACACAGACGGAAGAUGCGGCGGCAGCAGCUGUAGCGGCUGCAUCUGCAUCCGCCGAGCAGGAUGCGACGGAGGCCACGACAGAGGAGCGCUCGCCUGAUUGGGAUGAAGAUCCAGCUGACUUGGACUUGAAGCUGGCUGUGUUGGAUAUUUACAACGAUCAACUUGACCGACGUACGCGCAAAAAGCGGUUUUUGUUUGAACGCAACCUGGUCGAUUAUCGACGUCAUACGGCCGCCGAGCGUCGUCGGCCCAAAGAAGAACGCGAGCUCUUGUCGCGUGUAAAACACUUUGCGACGUUGCAAACAGCCGAAGACUUUGAAGAGAUGUUCCGCAACCUGUGCUACGAAGAAGCACUCAAAAAGACUGUUCGGCAACUUCAGCAGUACCGCCGUAUGGGAAUCAGUACCUUUGCUGAGGCUGCGCGGUACGAACGGGAGUUGGCCGAGCGAACAAAACGGCAGAUGGAAGCUGCCGAAGGAGCCGUGCCUCUUGCUGCGGCAGGGCGUGUACGUCAUCGCGAGCGGAGUCAGUCGGUGAUGGACAAGACACAAGCGGACGACUUUUCGUUUGCGAGUGCGCCCUCUAUCCAGCUUCUGAGUGCAGAGGAGCAGCAACUCUGCUCGCUGCUGCAUGUGCUGCCGCAGCCCUUCCUUAUCAUCAAAGGGGCCCUUCUUACCUUCAGCUAUGCUCACCACAAGGCGCUCACAGUGCAGCAUUGCCAUCGUCUGUGCCCGAUGGACAAACGCAAAGUAUCGCAUAUUUACGAUUUCUUCAGAGACAAGGGCUACUUUGAUGCGGUGGCAGCAGCGUACGACCGACAUGCGACAACGGCAUCCAAUGAGUCUGUCGACUAA